GAGAGAGAGAGCGCAGGAGGAGGACAGUCACAGAGGAGCGGAGCAGCUGCGCCGUAGAAACGCCUCCAGAUCCACAUCCAGAUCCACAUCGACUCAUCCUCGUGUUAUUUGCGCGGAACCUUUCAUUUAUACUCCUCCGUGCAACUUCAGUGUUUGUUUGUUUUUUUAUCGGAUUUGUCUCUAGUAAUAGAAAAUUCCCGAGUAACGCGGUGUGUGUGUGUGGACAGGAACGCGGCUUCGAUCUGACCGAGCCUUGACGGAAAUAAACCAAACGGAGUUACGCUCCUCCGUGCGCCAGGGUUGCAUCGUGGCUCUUUCUCAAGUGGCAUGUUCGAAGGAGACUACGGGCACAGUUGAACUCCUGCUUUCACCCAAAGAGGAUUCAAUGAAAAUGUCCGUGUGCGUCCAUGAGAACCGAAAAUCGCGAGCCAGCACUGGCUCCAUGAACAUCUACCUGUUCCACAAGUCCUCCUAUGCUGACAGUGUCCUUAUGCACCUCAACUCCCUUCGGCAGCAAAGGCUUUUCACAGAUGUCCUGCUUCAUGCUGGUAGCCGUUCCUUCCCCUGCCAUCGUGCUGUACUGGCUGCAUGCAGCCGUUACUUUGAGGCCAUGUUCAGUGGUGGCCUGAGGGAGAGCCAGGCCAGUGAGGUGGACUUCCAUGACUCCAUCCACCCAGAGGUUUUAGAGCUUCUGCUGGAUUAUGCUUACUCUUCUCGUGUGGUCAUCAAUGAGGAGAAUGCAGAGUCACUAUUGGAAGCUGGAGACAUGCUGGAGUUUCAGGACAUCCGGGAUGCCUGUGCUGAAUUUCUUGAAAGAAACCUCCACCCGUCUAACUGUCUAGGUAUGCUGUUGCUCUCUGAUGCCCACCAGUGUACCAAGCUGUCAGAGCUCUCCUGGGGCAUGUGCCUCAGCAACUUCCCUGCUAUUUGCAAGACAGAGGACUUCCUCCAACUGCCCAAAGACAUGGUAGUGCAGCUUUUGUCACAUGAGGAGCUAGAGACAGAAGAUGAGAGGCUGGUUUAUGAAGCUGCUCUCAACUGGAUCAACUAUGAUCUGGAAAAGAGGCAUUGCCACCUCCCAGAGCUCCUGAGAACGGUCCGCCUUGCCCUGCUGCCUGCCAUUUUUCUGAUGGAGAACGUCUCAACAGAGGAGCUGAUCAAUGCCCAGGCCAAGAGCAAGGAGCUGGUGGAUGAGGCAAUUAGGUGUAAACUGAAGAUCCUGCAGAAUGAUGGUGUCGUUAACAGUCCAUGUGCUCGACCACGAAAAACUAGCCAUGCGCUCUUUCUUCUUGGAGGGCAGACGUUUAUGUGUGACAAGUUGUACCUGGUGGACCAGAAGGCCAAAGAGAUAAUCCCAAAGGCAGACAUCCCCAGUCCCAGAAAGGAGUUCAGUGCCUGCGCCAUUGGCUGUAAGGUGUAUAUAACAGGAGGAAGAGGCUCUGAGAAUGGAGUGUCCAAAGAUGUAUGGGUCUAUGACACAGUUCAUGAAGAAUGGUCCAAGGCAGCACCCAUGCUCAUCGCCAGAUUUGGUCAUGGUUCUGCAGAGCUUAAACACUGCCUCUACGUGGUGGGAGGUCACACUGCAGCAACCGGCUGCCUCCCAGCCUCCCCGUCUGUGUCGCUCAAACAGGUAGAGCAAUUUGACCCAGUGGCAAACAAGUGGACCAUGGUGGCCCCUCUGAGAGAAGGUGUAAGCAAUGCAGCGGUUGUCAGCGUGAAGCUCAAGCUUUUUGCCUUCGGAGGCACCAGUGUCACCCAUGACAAGCUUCCCAAAGUGCAGUGCUACGAUCCUCAGGAGAACCGAUGGACUGUGCCUGCAUCCUGCCCCCAGCCGUGGCGCUACACGGCUGCUGCGGUGCUGGGAAACCAGAUAUUUGUCAUGGGCGGGGACACAGAAUUCUCAGCAUGUUCAGCAUAUAAAUUCAGUAGUGAAACAUACCAGUGGACUAAAGUGGGAGACGUGACAGCCAAACGCAUGAGCUGCCAGGCUGUGGCAUCGGGGAACAAACUGUAUGUAGUGGGUGGCUACUUUGGCACACAGAGGUGUAAAACUUUAGACUGCUAUGACCCCACGCUGGAUGCUUGGAACAGCAUCACUACUGUGCCAUACUCACUGAUUCCCACUGCUUUCGUCAGCACCUGGAAACAUCUGCCUGCCUGAGUCCCUAACCUUCUACCCAUCCUGUUCCAUGAGAUUCCCCUGUUUUGCAUCAUCUACUGGACUCCAACUGUGAAGAAGCACACAUUUUCCUCCUCUUAAAGAGACUCUGAGCAGUGAUGUACAGACAUCCACAUUCAUUUUCCACACUGCAAAGAUGCCGAGCCAGAAAGUUGUACAGCUGGACGCUUUACUGAAAUGAUAUCAUCUCUCAUUUCUAAGAAGGAAGCUGAGACAUACAGUAGCCCACGCAAACAAGCAAACCAAACAAACUCCUACUUACUGUAUAAGGCACAAAAUUCAACCUUGACUGCAUCUGCCAUAUCAGACUUCUGCUUUUAUUGUGCAAAAAAUAAAAACAGAAAACAUAUCGCACAACUUGCAGCUUUCCAGUUUAGUUAUGACAGGCUUCUGAGGAUCUGUAUCAGUGGUUUCUCUGAAUAAAAGAAAAAAAAUUCUUCAUGGAGACUGCAAUGUACAGCAUGAAGGAUGCUCUAUAUAGAUCAAGGGAGGGAGAAUGCAAUGAUUGGUGUGCUACGAACAGAAAGCCACUCAGUGUGAGUGAAUCUAGCUGAUUUAUAAAUGGCACAAUGAAGGAGCAGAUCUCCCCCCUUUAUAACCCAAUAAGCUCUUCUGUUUGACCCCCUCUUACACCAGUAUCUUGUUUUCUUGCCUCGAAGACAUGUUUCUAACAGCUCUGAAAAAACAAACCUUUGAGUGUUCCUCUUAUGAAGGCUUUGGCAGUUUGUUGUCAGUGCGAGCCACGAGGGGCUGACGACCAGCACCAGCUGAGGUUGAGGAGGAUGGGGAGCAGUGAAUGACCAGGGGUCGUGGUGCCUCUGGGGUCAUGACCCAGUGUGUUUGCUGUUUUGCAGCUAUGCUUUAACGCCUGCAGAGCGCCGGUUAACUAACCCACUGUACACAGGGGAAGGCAUUCAGUGUUCGGACUCAGCACUUCAGAAAGAGGAGACUGUCACAUUCAGCACCAAAUGUACACAUAAUGCUGUAAAACACUGGCUGUGCUUCUCUUAUUCUGAUAAAAGCUGCAGCUCACUUGCUGAGUCAUAGAUGAACUCUUUUUAGAGCAUGUCCACUCAUAGUGAUUCAGUAAAACUGGCAUGAACUCUUCUCUGUGGUCACAGAAAUCUUGUCACCUUACCCUAAACUGAGAAUUAAUCAGUUUCUUUUUAAACUCGCUGCAAUGUACUUCCUUAGUCUUAAUUUAUAUGACAGUGAUUACUCUGUUAUGUUAAUGUUUAAUUCUAUUUAUUUCUUCUUUGCCUGCAUUCAUAUGUGAAUGUAUGUUGGGGUGUGUCAUGCAUGGCCAGGUGUUGUGUUUUGAUCUCAGUUGGGCUGCAUUUUGCACAGAUCAGUCUCUCCCUGGAGGAACUUGUUCUUUUAAAAGGGACAGAGGAGCACAUCUCCAGGUGUUUUUAGUUAGGUCAAAGUAUGGAUGGUAAAGGAAGAAUGGCUCAGAUUACUGAUGGUGUGAAGCAAUUUAGACCACAGGGUCGCUGCCCAAAUAAGAAGACUGAAGAGGAUUGAAAGAAAUAUUCGUUUAACUUCAAUAGUUCCAUCCUGGGUCCAAACCUGCCUUAAACUGGCCCACCGGGUCCAAGCUGUACCGACAACACGAGAAGAUAUGAACCAUAAAACGAAAAUGGCUGCUGGAAUGGUGCAGUAUGUGACCCAGUAACUGCCAAGGACGUCACAGAGUAACCCUGACAUGGUUAAGAAUGUGACGGUCUUUGCAGCUGCCCUUAGGACAGCUGGGGCACUGUCACAUGUGCUAACUUGGCACCUCAGGGUGUUAACCCUAAAUCUUCUUCACAAUGAGGUUGAGAAAGUGUUGAAUCCAGUAAGCUGUGCAUUGAUAAGGGCAGACACCGCAGUGCUCUUCACCAUAGUGUCAAUGAUUAAUGAAUAUAAAAAAAAGUAUAGAAAAAACAUUGCAAGUUCCUCAAGACCAAAAAAAAAAAAAAAAAGAGAGAAUGUCUUAACACUUGCAUAUGAAAUACUUGGCAACUCUAAUCAGUGUUUUUGUCUGUUCGU
Molecule: messenger RNA, 4210 nt
Organism: Sphaeramia orbicularis (orbiculate cardinalfish)
Lineage: Eukaryota; Metazoa; Chordata; Actinopteri; Kurtiformes; Apogonidae
Gene: enc1
Product: ectodermal-neural cortex 1
Exons: 3
Coding region: 386-2161 (591 amino acids)
Biological process (GO): ubiquitin-dependent protein catabolic process
Cellular component (GO): cytoplasm; Cul3-RING ubiquitin ligase complex
Molecular function (GO): protein binding
Source: RefSeq, a predicted model, not a curated record